GCCUCCAGGGUGAUUCCGUCUUUUUGACUGUCAGCGAUCAAAGCCUGCGUUUGGCGCUUGACAUGUACUUUACCUUCACCUGCGCGCUGUCAAUCACCGGGAAGCCUUCCCAGCGGAGUGGCGCGACGCCGCGUUGCCAUUGGUCGAGCAGGACGGGCGGAGGCGGGCUCGGGGGAGACGCCGCACGCGAUUGGACGAGAGCGGCGAGGACGGCGCAAGUUCGGGAGGCACGUUCUAAGUUUCCAAGUUGGAUGAGAAGAGUGCGAGGUGUCGCCGCGCAGAGACCGAGGGACCUGAAGCGAGGCGACGGAGCAGCACCACGGAGACAGGCACAGCCUCCGGGGGCCAUGUCUGGUGGCAGCGGCGCUAACAGCAGCUGGACCAUCCUCACGUCUGAGGAGACUGUUGCUGAAACCCUGAGGCCUCUGGCGGAGGGACCACAACGCCAUGGAGAAGGCCUUACUUCUGCAGCAGGUGUCUGUCACAACAAGUGGGGCUCUGGGGCAGAUCCUCCUGCAGAGACGCCCCCCGUGGAGGGUCAAGUGGCAUCAGAGGAACAAACAGCCCCGCUGCUCGCCAGCACAAGCGCUGGCGAUGCACUCAGCCAGUCAGAGGGCCUUCCCGAGGGCCCGUCACAGGCCGGUCCCGACCCGGACUCAUUCUCUGACUCCUGCACCCACAUUAGUACCUCCCCCGAUGAGCCCCCGGCCUCACUGCUGAGCGCAGAGACUCUGGAAGGGGGAGAGUUCAUACAGGAAGGAGAGAGGCUCCCAGAGGAGGGGGCUCCACAUCCGCGGACUGGAGAGGAGCUACAGCAGGAAGGGACGGCGCCGGACCCGUCUCAGAGCAUCAGCGGCCAAGGGAAACCGACAGACUCCUCAGUGGAUUCCGUGGCGGGUGAGGGGGGAGAGCCAGAGGUGAGGAGGAGAUCUCUAUUAGCGGCUCUGGAGCAGAUCGGGAGGACAGAGGAGGAAGAAGUCGCGGAGGAGGAGUUUCAGCUGCCGCGGCCGGAGGAAGGCAGCGCCAUCUCUCUGAACAAGUGCAUUCUGGGUGCCGUGAUUCUGCUGGGCCUCGGGACCGUCUUUUUCUCAGGUUUCCUCAUGGACCUGGAUGGGGACAGUGAUUAUGGCACUAGGGAGCUGAGAGAUGCGGAGGUACCAGGAAAGCAGGAGUGGCUUAAUGCUGAAGUCCCUCCAGUCCCAGCAGAUGCUGACAGUACAGAGAUGCUAAAUAAGAUUUCCGUGCUACAAGCCCAAGUUCAGCAGGCACAGAAAGAGGAGCUAAAAGUAGCCAAGGGACAGGCAGCAGAGGGAGCGGAGCGGCGGUGGGAGGAAGUGGAGAAGGAAAACAGUAGGUUGAAGACAGAGAUGGCAUCUUUCCCUGUCCUUCAGAAAGAAAACGAGAGGAUGAAGAGAGAGCUGGAGUCUGUCCCGGCCCUACAGAAAGAACUAGAAACACUGAGAACCACUGUGACUCAAUUAAAAGUCUCCUCAGCAACCAGCGAUGCAUCUGUGAAGCCCACUACAUCGCCCCCAAGUGGCCAGGCAGAAGACAGCAGGCCGGCCGAGGCUGGAACUGCAGACAAACAUGCAAGGAAGGAGAAAGAUAGGAAGAAGGAUAAAUAUGACACCGGUGAGAAGAGGAACUGGAAAGAACGAGAGAUGUCAGAACGGAGAGAAGGCGAGAAAAAGGAUGGCAAAGACGCUGGUAAACAUGGAAAGCGUGAGCACGGAAAGGUUGAGAGGGCGAAAGAUAAGGAAGGUGCAGAGAAGAAGCAGAAGGAGAAAGAGAGGAAGAAAGAAAAAGCUGUGAGAGGCGACGAAGGGAAGACAUGGAAGGCAAGAGAGGGGAAGAAAGAAUGGAUGGAGAGAAGCGAGCGGAGGGAGGAAAAGGAGUGGAAGAAGACAAAGCAUGAUAAAGUGGGUGAAGGAAAACAGUGGAGAGAGAAGACGGACUGGAAGAGAGGGGAUGAACAUGGAGAGAGGCACAAAGGCAGGGAGGACUGGAACGGAGAGAACGAGAGGAAGAAGGUGAAAGGUGGCCUCAAGGAAAAGGCCAAAGAGAAACGGGAGAGGAAGGAGUGGAAGAGCAAAGAUGGCAAAGAGUGGGAGGAAGGGAGAGCAAGAGGUGAAAGGAAACAGUGGGAGCAGAGCGAGAACCACGGCAAGCGUCACGGCAACGGCAGGAAGGAGGAGGAGGAGGAGAGCAGGCAGUGGGAUGAACACGAGUGGAGGGGGAAAAAUACGAACGGUCGCAGGGACUGGAGGAGGAAGGAAGGCGGCACGCAGUGGGCAAAGAGAGGCGAGCGGCCGCGACACAGGGGAGACCACGACCACGGGGAGGAGCCUGUGUGGGGAGGCCGGGGCCCCCCCCACACCCGCCCCUCCCCACAGCAGCCCCAGUACUGGCUGCAGCGCAGGGCCCGUCUGCAGCGCGGCCCGCGGCCCCACUGCGGCUCGCUGGAGGCCUGCGCUCGGGCCCAGGGGCUGCGGCCCGUGCCCCUCGGCCCGUUCCAGGCCGUCCUCCAGCGCUACCUCGCCAAGGCGGAGGGGGCGGGGCUGGGGGCGGAGCCCGCCGAGCAGCUGCGGGCGCUGACCCGCGAGUUCUUCGCAGACGGACUGUUUGCCCAUGACCGCAUCAGCUUCCGGGACUUCGCGGAGGACGUGAGCGACAUCCUGGAGCACAUGGUGGAAGGAGGCGGGGGUGAGGAGGAGGAGGGGGGGGAGGACAGCGCCAUCGAGGAGGAAAUGGAGGAGUUCGAAAGAGAGGUCCUGCAGAAGUUUUCGGCCGGGGAGAGGGAGGACGGGGGGGUCACGGCGGGGGAGGGGGGGAGGAAGGAGAGGGGACGGGGACGUGGCUGAGGGCAGACGACCGAUGGGCCUGUCGGGAGAGGCUGAAGCAGGCGCCUGAAGGAUGUGCACGCAUCACUCAGCCCGUCACUUCCACACGAGCUCAUUUCACCGCUUGCAUUUGUCGUCCAUGUGAUUUUACUGCUGCUUGGGUUUAAUGUGGUAGCGAGAGGAUCCAAACCCGAGACUAGACUGACUUUAAUGUCCGUGCUCGUGUCUAAUAGACGCCUCACACUCGACGCUCUUCACUGAUACAGUACCUGCACUAAGCUAUUUAUGUGAACAACUUUAGCCUAACUUAUAGCAGAGAUGCGUCACGCAGCAGAAUGUGACCUGCUGUCACAGACUUGACUAGAGGAGCCUGCGUUGUUUGCAAUGUUUGUACAUAUUGGUUUAAACAUGUUCCUGAUGAUGAAGUUGACAGUAAAUAUUAAAGGUCCAAUUAGCAUACAUGCAUUUUUCAGGUACCAUCCUCAUGUUGUGCACUAAAAUGUCCCUAAUCAGACUUUAUUUGUGUAAUAUUUCAUUGUCAUGGCAGGAUCCCUGUUAACAAGGUUGAUGACGCAGAACCAUGUGUAUCUGAAGUUGUUUAUAUUCUCAAUAAACCUGCUGCGUUGCUGUGAUGGGAAA
Betta splendens (Siamese fighting fish) is the source of this 3479-nucleotide messenger RNA. It is a transcript of the gene pbxip1b, whose product is annotated as pre-B-cell leukemia homeobox interacting protein 1b. NCBI's taxonomy places the organism in Eukaryota, Metazoa, Chordata, Actinopteri, Anabantiformes, Osphronemidae. The record is from RefSeq and is a predicted model, not a curated record. The coding region runs from base 63 to 2861 and encodes 932 amino acids. The transcript is spliced from 11 exons.